Hemisphaericaspora subhashii is the source of this 2880-nucleotide messenger RNA. It is a transcript of the gene CNH1, whose product is annotated as Cnh1p. Gene Ontology annotation, biological process: sodium ion export across plasma membrane; intracellular potassium ion homeostasis; proton export across plasma membrane. NCBI's taxonomy places the organism in Eukaryota, Fungi, Ascomycota, Pichiomycetes, Serinales, Debaryomycetaceae. Gene Ontology annotation, molecular function: sodium:proton antiporter activity. Bases 1 to 2880 code for a protein of 959 amino acids. The record is from RefSeq and is a predicted model, not a curated record. Gene Ontology annotation, cellular component: plasma membrane. The transcript has a single exon.
AUGGUAUGGGCACAAUUAGAAUUAGAAGCACCUCAUAUAGCUUAUGCUUGUAUUGGUAUUUUUAGUACCUUAUUUUCAUUAGUAUCUUUAUUUGUUAAAGAAAGAUUAUAUAUUGGUGAAGCAACAGUUGCAACUAUCGCUGGCCUUAUAAUUGGUCCUCAUUGUCUAAAUUGGUUUGAUCCUAUUAAUUGGGGUAAUUCGGAUUUCAUUACUUUAGAAAUAUGUCGUAUAGUAUUAUGUAUACAAAUUGUUGCAGUUGCAGUCGAAUUACCAAGAAAAUAUAUGAAAAAACAUUGGUUAUCAGUUGCAAUCUUUUUAUUACCAGUUAUGACUUUUGGUUGGUUAACUGUAGGAUUAUUCAUUUGGGCUUUAAUUCCACAUUAUAAUUUUAGUGAUGGAUUAUUAGUUGCUGCAUGUGUAACUGCAACUGACCCUAUUUUAGCUGCUGCUGUUGUUGGUAAGGGGAAAUUUGCUCAAAGAGUUCCUGGUCAUUUAAGAAAUUUAUUAACUGCAGAAUCUGGUUGUAAUGAUGGUAUGGCAUUCCCAUUUAUAUUUUUAGCUUUAAAUAUAAUUAUUCAUCCUCAUAAUCCAGGAAAAAUUAUUCAAGAUUGGUUUACUUUAACUAUUUUAUGGGAAUGUAUAUUUGGAUGUAUUUUGGGAUUUGUUUUAGGAUUUGUUUUAAGAAAAUUAGUAACAUUUGCAGAAAUGAAAAAUUUAAUUGAUCGUGAAUCAUUUUUGGCAAUUUUUGUAUUUUUAGCAUUUAAUUCUGCUGGGAUUGGAUCUAUGUUAGGAGUAGAUGAUUUAUUAGUAUCAUUCGUUGCAGGUACUGCAUUUGGUUGGAAUGGUGAUUUUGCUAAAAAAACUGAAGAAUCUCAUGUUUCUACUGUUAUUGAUUUAUUAUUAAAUUUAUCAUUUUUUGUUUAUUUUGGAGCAAUUAUCCCUUGGCCACAAUUUAAUAAUCUGGCAUUAGGUUUAGAUGUAUGGAGAUUAGUAGUUCUUGCAUUUGUUAUUAUAUUUUUACGUCGUCUUCCUGCUGUUAUUGCCUUUAAACCACUUACACCCGAUGUCAAAACUUGGAGAGAAGCUUUAUUUUGUGGACAUUUUGGACCAAUUGGAGUUGGUGCUAUAUUUGCAGCCAUCUUAGCCAGAAAAGAUUUAGAACAACACUAUACCACAGAGGAAACUCCUUUGGCUCAUUUACCAGGAGAAUCAUUUCCUCAUUAUCAAUUAUUAGCCACCAUAUGGCCAAUUGUUUGUUUUAUUGUUAUAACUAGUAUAAUUGUUCAUGGAUCUUCAGUGGCUGUAUUAACAUUGGGUAAAAGAUUAAAUAGAAUGGCAAUUACAAUGUCAUUUACAACAACUACAGGAGAACAAACACCAAGUUGGAUGUCAAGAUUACAAAAAUUAGAUAAAGUUAGUACAUCAUUUAGUUUACAUCGAGUAGAUACAGAAAUGACUGAAAAGAAAGAUAGUCCAUAUGCUGAAAAAUUAGCAACAGCACCUUCAAUUGAAACAAGUGGAAUUAAAGUUCGUCCAGCCGGUGGAGCUAAAAGAAAACUGCAUAAAAAGAGAAAAAGAAGAUCAGGAGCUCAUGUCAUUAAGAAAACCCUAUCAAGAGUCACGACCAAGGAACCAGAAGAUGGAUACGAAUCCCCCGAUCAACAACGUCGACAACAACCAGCCACAGAGUUCCUACAACUCGGACUUCGUCCGCCUCCAUCCAUAGACCAACAACCACCUAUCCAACGAGAAGGCAUCCCCACACCACUAGAAGACGCCUCCUCAUCCGAACAAACCCAUAUCAUCACCCAGACGGUCUCACCGCCCGAUAAAACCUCAGGAUUGUCAGCAUAUGGACAACAACCGCCCACAGAAGCCGAGAAACAAAGUCGACCAACUGUGGCAUAUCAAGAUGGUGAUCAGAUUAUUAUUGAGGAUCAAUAUGGAGAAAUUAUGGAUAAUUUGAAGUUGACCAUCAAACCUGGGAAAAUCCCCUUGAAAGGACACGUGCCUGUCAGUCCCGUCAAGGCAACCACCCCAAUAGGGGGUCCAUUCGAGGAUGGCGGGGAUCAGCAAGAUAGUAUACAUUCCAUCGAAUCCCUUCAACGACGCCUUACGCAAUAUUCAACCGCCGAUGAAGAAGGAGAAGAAAGGGUAGAUGAUCAUCUGCCAGAAGUAGAAGGAGAUAGUUCAAGUGGUGGAAGCAUGGUCCCUCUUCGAAAACGAAUCAGUCGAACACUAUCAAAGAAGGCAUUUGUACAUAAAUCAGACCCAAGACGUAAAAAAGUGUUUGCUCAUCAAGUGGAUGAUUUAAUCUUGAUUGAGAAUGACGAAGGGGAAAUUAUUAGAAGAUAUAAAGUGAAUAGACAUAUAUAUCCCCCAGGUGUCAAGAAGACACAUGUUGAUGAUGAAAAUACAAGCACAGGAGGAACCCGGACUAGGUCGGGCACGAUUGUGGAUCGGAUGAGAUCAUUGGUUGGAUUGAAGACAAAGUCAGGAAUAGUGGAAGAGAAAGAAAAUAAACGAGGUAUGUCGACUCCUGAUAUUCGAAUUUCGCACUAUGAUCACGAUUUAGAGGAUCAGACACGCGUGCUUACACCGCAUGAAGAUGCGGAAGAUGUUGUGGAUGGGGGAAUAGGAUCUAGUUCGAAACUAGAAGAGAAGUUGACUGAUUUGUUGACACAACAAAAGAAGAAGGGGAAACGGAAACAAUCCCCGCCUCCUUCAAAUAGGAUAACUGAUCUGGAAGAAGAGGAGGAAGAUAGUGAAUUAUCUGAAGAUUCGGAGGAAGAGGAAACUGAGAUUGAAAAGAGGAGGAGAUUGUUAGCAUUAGGGCAAUUAAGGAGUGAUAAUAGGGAUGAAGAUGAUGAAGAAGAGUAG